AAACGAACCCAUGUUUCCUUUUUUCAGUUAUUCUCUCUCUGUUUCCCUUUUCCCUUCCUUCUUCUUCACCUUCUUCUCCUUCUCUCUCCUCCUCCUCUCCCACCCCUGUUUUCCCGCCAGACCCUCACCGGAAUCGUUAACCGACAAAUCAACCGUUUUAACUGCCGAUAACAUCGACGCCACAUGGCAUCAAUUCGAGAAGUUCCUCGACGCUUCAAAUGGCAGCCACGUCACCGGGUUAUCGGAACUGAAGAAGUACUUUAACAGGUUUGGUUAUCUCACCGUACUCGAUACAAACCUCACCGACACGUUCGACGACCGGCUUGAAUCGGCGGUGAUCCGAUACCAAUCGAAACUUGGCCUUCCCGUUACCGGUAAAAUCGACUUGGAUACCCUUUCGGAGAUCAUGUUGCCUAGGUGUGGCAUGAGUGAUACACACGUGUUACACACGACUCGGCACUUCGCGUACUUUCCCGGUGAGCCGAGAUGGAAUCGUCCGAAUCCGAUGAGUCUUAGUUACGCGUUCUCGCCGGAUCAUAUGAUACCAUACUUGGCCACGUCGGAUAUGCGAGCAGUCUUUCAAAGGGCUUUUACACGGUGGGCUGCUGUUAUACCGGUGAGUUUCUAUGAGACGGCAGAUUACGGGUCUGCUGAUAUCAAGAUUGGAUUUUACAGUGGAGAUCAUGGAGAUGGACAGCCGUUCGAUGGAGUUCUUGGUGUGCUCGCACACGCCUUCUCGCCUGAUAGCGGGAGGUUUCACUUAGAUGCAGCGGAGAGGUGGGCGGUUGAUUUUGGAAUGGAGAAAUCAAAGGUAGCCGUUGAUUUGGAAUCUGUUGCGACACAUGAGAUUGGACACGUGUUAGGAUUGGGCCAUUCGUCAGUUAAAGAAGCGAUUAUGUAUCCUAGUUUGAUUCCAAGAACUAAGAAAGUGGAUUUGAAGAUUGAUGACGUGGAGGGAGUACAGGCCUUGUAUGGGUCAAACCCGAAUUUCAGGUUCAGUUCGUUGCUGGCUUCUGAUACUUCAACAAAUCAUGCCGUUGGUUCAAGAAUCCGGACCCCAAAGUGGCUCAGUGCUCUCAUAUUCUUGAUAUUGUGUUUCUGUAUAUAAUUUCUUAUAUUUUUUUAUUUUUUUUCUUCUUAUUUUUUAUACUACCACACUUCCAAAGGAAGUAUUUAACAUUAUAAGAUAUAGGGAAGAAGAAAUUCUUUAAUCA
Molecule: messenger RNA, 1214 nt
Organism: Telopea speciosissima
Lineage: Eukaryota; Viridiplantae; Streptophyta; Magnoliopsida; Proteales; Proteaceae
Product: metalloendoproteinase 4-MMP-like
Exons: 1
Coding region: 11-1108 (365 amino acids)
Biological process (GO): extracellular matrix organization; collagen catabolic process; proteolysis
Cellular component (GO): extracellular matrix
Molecular function (GO): zinc ion binding; metalloendopeptidase activity
Source: RefSeq, a predicted model, not a curated record